GGACUUUCCAUGGGGCUUUCAUAUGUGUUUUCCAAAAAAGAGAUCUUGUUAUCGUUGGUAUUUUGGAACAGAGGAGUGGAUUCCGAUGGCAGAUUGGACUUUCCUCAUGUCGCCGUUCGUGACAUGAUUCGAAUCAAUCAAACUUGGUGGAUUUUGGGCGGGUUUUGGCAAAACCCAUCUCAACAUCUAGUUUUAACUCCGCAUCGAAUCAGUGAGUAUAUGGAUGAAGCCGGACACUGGCACACCGGACCCAAAUAUUUGAAUCGAUAUUUUGAAGGCUUUGCCACCAUAUCAGACACGUCAAUUUUAGCAGUGGGUGGAUCUCACUUGGCACAAAAAUCAAGAUCCUCAACCAAUACCGUCACCGAAUUCGAUGUCUCAACAGGAAUUACCACCCAUAGAUUUCAGAUGUUUGACGGUUCGGAUGUGCGAAAGUGCUGAACUGAGGGAUUGGGAAGAAAACCGUU
Messenger RNA from Tigriopus californicus, 467 nucleotides. RefSeq lists its product as uncharacterized. Bases 10 to 441 code for a protein of 143 amino acids. The transcript has 3 exons. Lineage: Eukaryota; Metazoa; Arthropoda; Copepoda; Harpacticoida; Harpacticidae. The record is from RefSeq and is a predicted model, not a curated record.